This is a messenger RNA of Acanthochromis polyacanthus (spiny chromis), 3495 nucleotides long. RefSeq names its product heparanase (gene hpse). The transcript is spliced from 12 exons. Bases 9 to 1631 code for a protein of 540 amino acids. NCBI's taxonomy places the organism in Eukaryota, Metazoa, Chordata, Actinopteri, Pomacentridae. The record is from RefSeq and is a predicted model, not a curated record. Gene Ontology annotation, cellular component: extracellular matrix; membrane. Gene Ontology annotation, molecular function: hydrolase activity, acting on glycosyl bonds.
CUGCCGACAUGAACUUUCUGCUGCUUCUCUCUCUGAUCUCUCUGCGGACUCACGGAACCAGAACCGGCCCGGAUGGAGGCUGGGCGCUGGAGCCGGACCAGAACCUUGUCCAGGACCAGGUCACGGACCCGGACCUGGUCCUGGAGCCGGAUCUGUCCGCGGUGCUCCGCCGGGUGGAUCCUCGCUUCCUGUCCGUCACCAUCGAUGCCAGUCUGGCGGCAGAGGAGAGCUUCAUGGCGCUGCUCAGCUCCUCUAAGGUCAGAACUUUGUCUUCAGCUCUCAGUCCUUCGUUUCUUCGCUUCGGUGGAACCAGACAAGAUUUUAUGAAGUUUAAACCUCACAGGAGGAAACGGAACCUGAAGAACACAAAGAACACAGGUGAGUCCUGUCAGCAGCUGCUUCCCUGGUGGGUUGAAGAUCAGCUGAAGAAGAACUGGACGCUGCAGCAGCAGAUUCUGAUCAAAGAAGACCUGAAGAGGAAGUUCAAGAAGACCAGCUUCACAGAGGUGACGGUGGACCUCCUGAACUCCUUCAGCAGCUGCUGCGGCUUCGAUCUGAUCUUCGGUUUGAACGCUUUGCUCAGAACUUCUGAGAACGUCUGGAACAGCAGCAACGCAGAAACCCUCAUCGAGUACUGUCGGUCCAGACGGUACCAGAUGAACUGGGAGCUCGGGAACGAGCCGAACAGCUUUGAGAAGAAGGCCGGGAUCCGAGUGGACGGACACCAGCUGGGUCUGGACUUCCUCCAUCUGAGGGAGCUGAUGUCCCGGUCCGGGUUCUACCGGGACGCCGGGCUGUUUGGACCCGACGUGGGCCAGCCGAGGGACCACCGGACCGACAUCCUGGAGGGCUUCCUGCAGACCGGAGCCGAAGCCGUGGACGCCGUCACCUGGCACCAUUACUAUGUGAAUGGCAGAGCCACGUCUCUGGAGGACUUCCUGGAUCCGGAGGUUCUGGACACUCUAACCUUAAAGACCAACGAAGUGAUGGAGAAAGUGAAGCUUUUAUCUCCGACGAAGCCGGUUUGGCUCGGAGAGACGAGUUCAGCGUACGGAGGAGGAGCUGUAGGGCUGUCGGACACCUUCGUAGCCGGAUUCAUGUGGUUGGAUAAACUGGGUCUGGGAGCCACUCUGGGUCUGGAUGUGGUGAUGAGGCAGGUUCUGGUGGGUUCUGGGAGCUACCACCUGCUGGACGAGAACCUGGACCCUCUACCUGACUACUGGCUGUCGCUGCUCUACAAGAGGCUGGUCGGUCCAGAGGUUCUGAAGGUCCGGAAGCGUUCUAGUUCUGCUCAGAGCAAAAGAGUGAGAACGUAUCUGCACUGCAGCAACGAGAAGAGCUACAGCCGUGGAUCCGUCACUCUGAUCUCCAUGAACCUGAACCAGAACUCAUUCAGGAUUUCCGUCCCGUCGCUCCUCAGCAGCUCCUCUCUGGACGCUUUCAUCCUGCAGUCCGACCAGCUCAACUCCAGGUCUGUGAAGCUCAACGGUCGUCUCCUCCAGAUGUUGGAUGAUGAAACCCUCCCAGACCUCAGAGGAACUCGUCUUCCUCCCUCUGAUCACCUGCAGCUUCCAGGAUUCUCUCUGAACUUCUUCGUCUUUCUGGACGUCCAGGCGGCGGCGUGUCUCUGACGUGUCUCUGACGUGUCCCCGACGUGUCUCUGACGUGUCUCUGACGUGUCUCUGACGUGUCCCCGACGUGUCUCUGACGUGUCUCUGACGUGUCCCCGACGUGUCUCUGACGUGUCUCUGACAUCCUGCAGGUGGAGACGAGCUGCUGGUUGGUCCUCAGGUUCAUGUAUGUUUUAUUUCCAGGAAACGUUCUGGAUUCAACAACACUCAGGUCGAUUUAAGCUUAAAAUAUGUUAGAAACAACUUAGAAUUAAGGAUGUUUUAAAUGGAGUCUGGUGCUCUGGAGAUAAGUACAGAAACACAAAGUAAAGUCUGAAAUCUGGAGUGUUUUAAAUACAUUCUGGCUCCAUAGAGGCCUGUGCAGACUCACAAUAAUUAAAUAAAAUCAAACCUAAAAUUAAGAAUAUUCUGAAUGAAGUCUGGUUCUAUAAGCGUCUGUGCAAUCCUGCAAGAACUAAAUAAAAUCAAGUCUAAAAUUGAGGAUAUUUUGAAUGAAGUCUGGUACUUUAGAAGUUUGUGCAACCACAUGAAAAUGGAAUAAAAUAACAUCUAAAAUCUGGAAUAUUUUUAAUGAUUCUGGUCUUUUGAAGUCUGUAGCGACACUAGCUGAAUAAAACCAAUUCUAAAAUCUGAAAUAUAUUGAAUGCAGUCUGGUUCUAUAGAAGUCUGCGACACUAGGAUGAAAUAAAAUCAAGUCUUAAAUUGCAUAUUUCAAACUAUUUAGAAUUAAAUUUUAUGCUGUAAAUAUCUGUACAGACCCAUGAGAACUGAGUAAAUUACAGUCUAAAAUCUGGAAUAUUUUAAAUGCAGUCUGGUUCUAUAAAUAUCUGUUCAGCAACACGAGGACUAAAUAAACUGAAGUCCAAAAUCUGGAAUAUUUGAGAUAAAUUCUGGUUCUACAGUCGUCUGUGCAGCAAAACUAGAAAUAAAGUUAAACCUAAACCUGGAACACUUCAGACUUCAGACCCGACCGAGUGGUUCUGGUCCUGGUUCAGAUUCUGGUCCUGGUGCUAGUUCCGGUUCUGAAGAGUUUCUGGAUCAGUUUUUGAACUUCUUGCUGCUGCCUGAAGGUUUCCAGAUGUCUGUUUAAUGUUUUCAUAUCGUCAGAAUUCAACGGAUGUUCUGGUUCUGGUUCUGGUUUAAAACGAUCAGACUGAUGGACAGAAGUUCUGUUACCAUGACAACAAACCAGUGUUCUGGUUCUGCAGCAGCUUCAGGAUCUUUAAGUUCUACAACAGCGCCGCCUGCUGGAGAAGAUGAACGUCUACAGUUUACAGUUUUAUAGGUUUAGUCUGACCAAAAUACUAGUUUAAUGUCCAACUACUUACGGUUUUAAAGGUUUAUUCCAGCUGAAAUACUACUUCCUGUCCAAGUAUGUACAGUUUCAAGGGUUCAUUCCACCCAAAAUACUCCUUUAAGUCCAUGUAUUUGAAGUUAUAAAAGUUUUUUCACCCAAAUGCUACGUCUUCCAAGUAUUUCUAGUUUUAAGGAUUAUUCUACCCAAAAUACUCAUUUCUAUCAGGUACUUAUAGUUAUGAGGGUUAUUAAACACAAAUACUGCUUCCUGUCCACAUAUUUGUAAUUUUAAAGGUUUAGUUUACUCAAAAAAUACAAUUUUGUGUUCAUGUGUUUGCAAUUUUAAAGGUUUAUUACACCCAAACACUACAUUUUCCAAGUAUUUCUAGUUUUAAAGGUUCAUUACUCUCAGUUUAAUUUGGUUGCUUUGAGCUCAGAACAUCAGAAAACAGAUUUUCCUUUUUGACACCAGAACUUUGUUAAAGAAUAAAAGUUUCCCUGAAAAUGAAGAAAUAUUUGAAAUGUUUUGACAGAAAUCCUCCUAAAUAAUAAAUGUUUUACACACAAA